Papaver somniferum (opium poppy) is the source of this 1554-nucleotide messenger RNA. RefSeq lists its product as uncharacterized. Lineage: Eukaryota; Viridiplantae; Streptophyta; Magnoliopsida; Ranunculales; Papaveraceae. The record is from RefSeq and is a predicted model, not a curated record. Bases 1 to 1554 code for a protein of 517 amino acids. The transcript has 2 exons.
AUGGUGGUGUUUAAUCAAAAAUGGAUGCAGAAAUAUGAAGACUGGGGGUAUAAAGUUGGACUUAAAAUUGUAUCAGAUCAUUCUCCUUUGUUGGGAGGCUGUGCAAAUAUUCCUAAGCCACAAAAUGUAUCUAGGAAGUUUCAAAAAAUGUGGAUAAGUCAUCCUGAUUUUCUAAAUGUGGUUAAGGAAAGUUGGUCUGCUGAGGUUAAUGGUGAUCCUGCAUUCAUAUUUAUGAAGAAACUGAAAGAGUUAAAAAGGAUACUAAAUGAUUGGAAUUGGAGGGUAUUUGGAAAUGUACAUGUUAAACUUAAAGAAGCUGAAAAUAAGGACUCUGAUGGUAACGUGAUAUCAGAUCAAAAGCAAAUUGCAGAAUGUCUUGUAAAUCAUUUUCAAAAAAAGUUUGAGGAGCAAAGUGUAACUGUUAAGGAGGAGUUAUUAGAAGCAGUACCUCAGUUGAUUGAUGAAGAAGACCAAAAAUACUUGGAUGAAAUUUUUAGUAUAGAGGAAAUUAAAAAAACAGUCUUUGAUAUGGAUCCUGAAAGUUCUCCAGGUCCAGAUGGUUUCUCAGGAUUUUUUUAUAGAAGCUGUUGGGAAAUUAUUCAGCAGGACUUGUUGGCAGCAAUUCAAUUUUGUUGGAGAAGGAGAUUUAUUCCUAAAGGUAUGAAUUAUAGUUUCUUGGUGUUACUGCCAAAAACACAAGGUGCAAGGAGUGCAAAUCAGUUUAGGCCCAUAGGUUUGAGUUAUGUGUUAUUCAAAAUUUUCACAAAAAUUAUUACUACAAGGAUGAGUAGUUUGAUGGUGAAGCUGAUAUCUCCACAACAAUUUGCAUAUAUAAAGGGGAGAAGUAUUCAAGAACAAGUAAUGCUUGCAUCUGAAUUGGUGAAUGAAAUGAAAAUUAAAAGAAGAGGAGGGAAUGUUGGGCUUAAAUUGGAUAUUUCUCAAGCAUAUGACUCUGUCAGUUGGGAAUUUCUUAUGAAAGUGUUAAGGAAAUAUGGUUUUUCUUCCUCAUGGUGUGAUUGGUUAAUAGCACUAUUUCAAUCUGCAAAGAUAUCAGUUCUGGUGAAUGGUGGUCCAAGUGGAUUCUUCUCAGUUGGGAGAGGUUUGAGGAAAGGAGAUCUAUUAUCUCACAUUCUAUUUGUGUUGAUGGAGGAUGUGUUAAGUAUAAAUAUUUCAAAGUUAGUUGAAAUGGGUAAAAUACUUCCUAUGGUUAUUAGAAAUGGUGUUCAUCCUACUCAUCUGUUUUUUGCAGAUGAUGUAUUUAUGUUUUGCAAUGGAGCAAAAAAGAGCUUAAAAAACUUAUUAUCAUUAUUGGAUGAUUACCAAAUCAGUUCAGGGCAAGUAAUCAACAAAAGCAAAAGCAAAUGUUUUGUGGAUGGUGUUUCAAAUGCAAGAAAACAACAAAUAAGUGAAGUGGUUAAUAUGGAUUUAUCUCAUUUUCCAGAUAAAUAUUUGGGAGUUAUUUUAGCUCCAGGGAGAGUAACUUCAUCAAUGGUAUGGCCUAUGCUGGAACAACUUCAAAGAAAGCUAGCAGCCUGGAAAGGUAAGCUUCUCUAA